Pelobates fuscus (common spadefoot toad) is the source of this 1876-nucleotide messenger RNA. It is a transcript of the gene CFL1, whose product is annotated as cofilin 1. Gene Ontology annotation, biological process: actin filament fragmentation; actin filament severing. NCBI's taxonomy places the organism in Eukaryota, Metazoa, Chordata, Amphibia, Anura, Pelobatidae. The coding region runs from base 149 to 649 and encodes 166 amino acids. The record is from RefSeq and is a predicted model, not a curated record. Gene Ontology annotation, molecular function: actin filament binding. Gene Ontology annotation, cellular component: actin cortical patch; cytoplasm; actin cytoskeleton. The transcript has 4 exons.
GGAGGCAGUGGAGGAGGCUUCAUUUCAGUGCGAGUCUGCGAAAUAGCGGCACGGUCCUCUUUGCUCAUCGAGACACCGUCUGCCUUCCUCUCCUCCCCCCAUCCUUUCUCCACCGUUUCCUCGGCCAUAUUUCUAAUUCGGCUUAAUAAUGGCUUCAGGUGUGGCUGUGUGUGAUAAAGUUAUCAAAACUUUCAAUGACAUGAAGGUGCGCAAAACUUCCACCACAGAGGAUAUGAAGAAACGCAAGAAGGCUAUCCUCUUCUGCUUAAGUCCUGAUAAGAAAACCAUCAUCCUAGAGGAGGGCAAGGAAAUUUUGGUUGGAGACAUCGGUACCACAGUUGAUGACCCCUACAAGACAUUUGUGAAAAUGCUACCCCUGGAUGACUGCCGUUAUGCCCUCUAUGAUGCCAGCUAUGAAACAAAUGAGACCAAGAAGGAGGAUCUGGUUUUCAUCCUCUGGUGCCCUGAUAAUGCUUCACUGAAAAGCAAAAUGAUCUAUGCCAGUUCUAAAGAUGCACUCAAGAAGAAAAUGACAGGUAUCAAGCAUGAGUUGCAAGUAAAUAACUUAGAAGACCUAAUGGAUCGUUGCAUUCUUGCUGAAAAACUUGGAGGCAGCAGUGUCAUUUCCCUGGAAGGAAAGGCCUUGUGAAACCCCCAUCCCAUUCCUUACCCAGUGUCUGUGCCACUCCUUAAAGGGGCUUCCAUGUACCCAUGAUCACAAAGUGUCCCCUUUGUAGACCCUUUAUUCACAAUACUUUUUUUUUUUUUUUUUUUUUUAUUAUUAUAACUGACACGCCUACAAGCGGGUACCACCUAUAAACACCUUCUGUAGACAGGCCCAGCCUUCCUCUUGGUAACCUGCCUUUUGGUCUCCACCUUUAGAUUUGUUUUUUCUUAUUUGGGCCUUGAAACAUUGGCAGCUUUUCAGUACAAAUUUGCACAUUGGCUUUUUUCAUUUUUAAUUUAUCUUUUUUUUUUUUUUUUUUUUUUGCUGCCCUGUUCCACUGCAAUCUGCAUUUAUCUUAGAAGUUUGAGUUAUUUUUGCCAAAUGCAACCUGGCAGCAUAUAUCCAUCCUGCUAUAUAUUCUAUUCUUCUGUACAUGAGCUGUAACUGUAGAUAUUCCCAUUGUGCUUUGAAUUCAGGAGGAUCAAACAGCUGAGUGGUUCCUACAUUCCUUUGCCUAUUUAAUAACUGCAUACCAUUUUCAUUCCUUUUUUUUUUUUUUUUGGCAAACUAUUUCAGCCAAUGAAGUACUCUUAAUUUAAUGUUUACUUUAAACUUGAGAUUACGGGACACCGCCCCUUCCUUAGCCCUGUAUUCCAUAUUUUUGCAUUUGAAAUAGAUGGCCGUAUACACUAAAUAUUUUGCCAAUUUCUCUCUGCAAAUUACAUAAUUUCAUAGUUGAAGAGACUUGCGUCCAUCAAGUUCAGCCAUGCUCACAUGUUUUUGCUGUUGCUCCAAAAAAGGCAAAAAAUCCAGUCUAAAGCCCAAAUGUAUGGCCCUCUGCUCCUCUACUAUUAUGGAUAAAGGGUCUAUUUUUGGGAGGGUGUAGAUUUUGUUUUCUGUAGAAGAUAUUCACCUUUAGUACCUCUUGUCCCUACACCUCAAAGUCAAACAAACAUUAACUGCGGUCUCCAAUUUAUUUUUUCAGAGCUCUUUACUCAAUUGAGAAUUGUGAGGAACUUAAACUUCAAGGUCAGCAUAAACAAACUGGAAGCAUUGUUGACUUGGAGAAUUUUUCAUUUUGGAUUUCUUGACCAUAGAUGUUAAAUUCUCUUAAUUUCCAACACUUUUCACUCUAGUAAAUAACUCUGUUUGUCUUGUGUUACUAAUAGUCAUACUGGCAAAUCUAACAUUAAUAAACUUAUAAAGGUA